Anarrhichthys ocellatus (wolf-eel) is the source of this 10434-nucleotide messenger RNA. Its product is annotated as estrogen-related receptor gamma-like. The coding region runs from base 5654 to 7135 and encodes 493 amino acids. The record is from RefSeq and is a predicted model, not a curated record. Gene Ontology annotation, biological process: regulation of DNA-templated transcription. The transcript is spliced from 8 exons. Lineage: Eukaryota; Metazoa; Chordata; Actinopteri; Perciformes; Anarhichadidae. Gene Ontology annotation, cellular component: nucleus. Gene Ontology annotation, molecular function: sequence-specific DNA binding; nuclear steroid receptor activity; zinc ion binding.
UGUGUGUGUGUGUGUGUGUGUGUGUGUGUGUGUGUGGUUAUGUGAAAGUGUGUAUAAUAGUUCCUGACAUCAGCAGUAGGUGUGUGGUGCUGACUCCCAGGAUUUUAUGUGUGUUGGGCCCGCAUCCAUGGCUCCUCACCUAAGACUGGUCUGGGAACCAGGUGUGUGUGUGUGUGUGUGUGUGUGUGCGUGUGUGUGUGUGUGUAAAAGGAGGGUUACUUGUGAAAAGGAUGUGUAUGAAGCACAUCUGUUCAAAUCAAGUAAAAUCAAUUUCAUUUUAGAAGUAAUCAGAUUUGUUACUUAAGUACCAAUAACCCAACGUCAAAAUCCUCCAUCGCAAGUAAAGGUUAAUGAGCUGGAGACCAGAGGCUGACUUCUUAAUCCGAUAGGUUGUUGAGAGUAUGAAUGGGCCGUGCUACAGUAAUCCACAUUGUGUUGUUAGGAUAGGCUUGGUUACAUAAUCGCCCUAAGAACCCCCAGAUGGUCACAUGCCAGAAGACAACAUGGCCUGAUGAUUGGACAGCGGGAAACAAUGACAUGUGCUGGCCAUAAUCAGGCUAAACGUCAGUCACAUUACAAUUCCAUUACAGUCCUUAAUAGUGCUUUUAAAUAAUCAACUCUUAUCAGGGUUGUGGUCAGUUCGAGGCAGCAAAGCUGCUGUGAAUGGCAAAUAAAUCUGUCCACUAGAGGGCAGUCCAGCCAAGGUGUUAGGCUGUAAACCAGCCGUAAGAGCCUGCAAGUCCACCUUGUUUCUCCGUGCAUUGAGUCUCAAAUACUCAUAAAAUGAUUCCAAAUUAGCCUGCCUGAAUGCCUUCCUGUGCAUACAUACGUGUCCCAGCACUGACAGAACUUCCUCCCCAGUGGGAAAGCAGGAUGUCCAGAUAAGUGAAAACCAUUUAAAGAGCAUUGACCCUCCGAGGAUAGCAGCAGCAAGUCUCAGUGACAUUUCUAUGGUUACGUUGCUUUAAGCUUCUCUCAGAGGCUUUCUUGGGCUUCUGCUGUGUGUGUGUGUGUGACCUCUGAUCCCUGUACAGUGCGCAACGGAUCAAUACAAUGAAACUGAUCCUAUUCCAAUCUGUCACUUAAUCCAUCAUUCUAUGUACCAUUUCCCUCCCAUCCAUCUAUUUAGAGACGCGGAACUGUACAAAGCUCCUCCAUUUCUAUAUCAUAUUUCUCUCAUGUUCUUCAUCUUAUUGUUCUUCUCCACUUUCUUCCUUUCUCUCUUUCUCCACUUUUACUUCCCCAUGCCCCUCCACUCCUUUUGUAAACCACUGAAGUGUCUGAGAGGUACUGUGCCACUGCGGCGAGACAAUGGUGUUUGCACACAGUGUCAAUAGUCUUUCCCUCUGUCUCAGUAAUUGAUGGAUGACUGUGAGUCAGGCAUAAACUAAGCAGAUUACACUCACUAGAUCUGAGGACUGAUGCUAAUAUGUGUGUGUGUGUGUGUGUGUGUGUGUGUGUGUGUGUGUGUGUGUGUGGUGGGGGUUGGAGUUGCAGAGUGACUGUCCAGUUUUGGAAGUCAAUCCGACAGCUGUCCCUGGAGGCUGAGAUUUGAUGGCCGUGAGUUUAGAGAUGAGGAGAAAAGGGUGAAAACACACGCACACACACACACACACACGUGCAAAGGGUGUCUGCUUCACUUGUACUUUUGCUUUUGGUCAGAGAGAACGUGAUGCAUCUGGUGUGUGUGGGUCAAUAGCUGGCAGCUGGGCGCUCUGUUACAGGCAGCGUCCCUCCGGAGCAGCUACUGAGCUCCUGUCUUCGGUUCAGCAGUGUAAAAAUAUUUUUGACGUUUAACUGCAGCCAUGCAUGUUCAAUUUAAUUUGCUGCAUUGAGAUUGUUUCCAUUUCUUGUUAUUACUAGAUUUUGUUAUGGUUCAUGUUUUUGUCCUCAGUUUCCUUGACAUUUGUCUUCUGCGGUUUUGUCAUUUGGGUUGACAUGUUUUUUUACAAGCCCCAUAGGUCUUUAUUUCAUCUGGACUUUACAAGCUUCCCUUUUAUCCCCUUUUAUUUGGUUACGAAAUACACUUUUGACUUUCAGCAGGGGGUUUCAAUUGGUUUCAGUAACUCUUAAACUCCUUUUUAUCGCCACUGAUUUUCAAGGCCAAUACAAAUAUAUAAAACUGCAGUGACACGAGGGGACAGUUGGGACAGUGCCUUUCUUUAGCAGGUUACAGAGCAUAUAUGCCCAUUCACCAUGCUCAUACUCAGCCACACCCUCUUCACAUUCAACCUCAAAGUUGAGACCUUCUGACUAUUCCUCACAGUUUUUAAAUCUGCAGUGUGAAAGUCCAUUUGUGCUUUUCCUCAUGAAAUAAGAUCCAUUGUGAAGUCACUAAGUGAAGGUUUACUCUAAAAGAUCUUUAUAUAAAUUGUUAGCAGACACCUGUAUCUGUUCAGGGGUCAAAUUAUUUCCAGUGGUUUGUGAGUAAUGGAAGGUUAUUUCUCGGAGUUUCGAAGGUGUCCCAAUAACCUCGCUCUCCCUACAGCAGAGCUUGUUUACUCAUCCUGGCAUGAUGAUGGCGCUAGAUGAAAGUUUUAGGAAUCACAUUUAUUAUUACAUUUAACUCUGGACUGAAAUGGUGAACCCAACCAACUGAUAGACUGACUAGCCGCUAGCAUGGCUAAAAAUGUGAUGGAUUAUUUGACAUCAUAGUCGUCACGUGCAGCCCCUGAUCUGAAUUUAUCCUGAACCUCUUUUGUUGAUAGCGGUUCAAUCGACCGAUUUAGGUUCAAUGAGUUCUGCUUCUUUUCAGACUGUAACCUUUUUAUUUACUUUAGAUCACACAACAUGAACCUUUGACAUAGAAGCAACAAAAAAGCUUUUGUACAGUGGCACACAGUAAUGAGUCAAUUAUCAGAAGAACAAACUACUCGGGUGCGUCGGGUCUUUCAAGUGGUUCGCUUGACGCCACUCUGGCUUUACUCAAGUGUGCCUUAAAUAUUGUUGUGGUGCGUCUGAAGGCCAUUGAGCUGGUGCCAAAGAAAAUAUCAACCAUUGAUAACAAUUAUUAAUCUCGAGUUUUGAUUUCAACUUGAAUAUCUGAAAAAGACUCCCCAGCUUUUUUUGAGCAAAUAAAGAACCCAUUGACGGCAGCUGCCAAACUAAAAGCCAGCGAGAGAUAAGAGCCACUUGGCUUUAGCGUCAACAUUUGGUUUCCUAAAUGGUUUAUAAAAGAUAAUUUCUCAGUGUAGAUAAUGGUUUGUGAUGCAUUAACUUUAGGAGAUUUGAUACGAUAGUAGCACUCAGUGUCUGGCUUUUUGCAUUUUAUGGUUGAGAUAAAAUUAUGUACCAUUAGAAAAACACACUCUCUUUAUCUUUCAUGGCUUUUUAUUCGUGCUCUCUCCUUUGUGUUCCCUGUGUGCUCGCGUUUCAUUUGUUUACAUGUGUUGCAUGUCGGUGUAUGUGGCUGCUGUAUUGCUCUUUGGCGAGCUGUUUCAUGUGGUGCGUAAUGAGAUAAGGCCCCACUCCUUGCAGUCUGCUGUCUGGGCCUUUAUCUGCACAGCAGAUUAGCGCAGGUGACUUCAUUCCUGUGGAGGUUGGUCAGGUGAGGGUCAGCUCAAAGCACGAGCCCGACGUCAUCUCGACGAGAGGGGAAGAGACAGGCCGAGACUGACAUGAAAAGAGCAGGAAGUCUGAGGUUUACGUGUACCAAACUCCCUUUGGCAUUUGUGCAUUUUUGAUGCUCAAACUGUCAUCAUUUGGGAAAUGUAUGACUAUUGUUCUUCCAUCACCGUAUGUUAAAGUUUGUGUAAGUUGUACGUUUUUUUUAUAAGUGAGGAAGUUAAUUCACAAAAUUUGAACCUCUAUCGGACUCUUAUGUUCUGUUAGUUUAAAACAUACAAAAUAUAGUCCAGUGCCUGUACACUGAUGAAUACUUCAUUGCUGUACCAAGCUGAUGCAGAAACAACUGGAACAUUGUGGAAGGGGCAUAUUUUAAGCACUCUACUGUAUACUGUAAUAUCACUCAUUUAUUCAAGCAUCCACACUGAGGCUGUGCUGGGACUUCACCAUCAUCAUUUGAAUUUGACCCAUGACUUCUCAACAAGGCUGAGCAGUGUAUCCGUGUGUGUCCUCACACAGACAAACACUCCCCAAAGCUUGUUUUCUGCACAUACAGGGAUUUUUGUUGGCAUGGACUCUGACCGAUCCCCUAUGCGUCUGUCUUUUAAGUGGAUUAGGAUGUAGUGACAACAGGUUGACUCCUCUAACACCGGGCUUCUUACUGUAACUUCACUCUCAUUGGAGGAUAGUUUAAACAAUUUAAAAAAAUACACAAAACUAACAGAGAUAAAUAAUAUCACAGCGCAGGAAGAGCCAGAAAGCCCACAUAAUAUUGUUGACAAGGUAUUUUUUACAAGAUAGGAUAUAUAAUAACAACAAAACUAUACAUUAUUAACAACAAAAAAGAAAGAAAAUGUGAUUGUGUCGAGAUGUGUUUUUGUGUGUGUGUGUGUGUGUGUAUGAGAGUAAGUGUGGGCUUGUGUGUGUUAAGGGGAUAUUGGUUUAUACACCAUAUUGUUAUUAUUAAAGGUUGAAUCUUAUAUGUACUGAAUUUUCGCCGCAUCCAAUCAGGUUGAACAUAAGGCAAGGAAGGACAAUCUGAAAACUUUUCACAGUCAAAAUUCAAAGUAAAUUUGUAUAUUUAGUUCUGUUUUUUUUUUUUUGUUUGUUUCUGUCGACCACACUGCAUCUUGCUGCACCUGUUAACCCUCUUCCCAUGCCAAGCACUACUUACUGUGUUUCUUAUUUUGCGUGCACGUGUGUGAUGUCAGUGAAAGGCCGAAAGCACGACAUCAGGCACGUAGCCAAAGCUGAUUAAAGCAGAUAAAAGUAUGAGCAGUAAGUCAGUUAAGGCUUGGUUACAAACGGUGCGUAUGUGUGGUGGUCCAUAUGUUUAUUAUCAAAAGCUCUUUCUUCGGGUCUGAGUACAACUAAUGAGAAUGUUCGUGGUAAUGCUUGUUUUUUCCAACCAAUAAUGCAAAACUCAAAUAUGUUUAAUUAACAAUAAUAUAUUUUUCAUUGGUAAAUGCCUAUAACUGAUGUUUCAAGUGGAUAUAUCUACUGUGGAUCUAUUAAUAUGUUACUCAACUUAGCAUUGGCUGCAUUAGAUUGGAUAAAUUGAUUAAGACCAUACAACUGUGGAGAUGUAUGUGGCAGUAUAUUUUAUUCAUACACACAUAGAUACAGAUCAUUUAGUUAGAGCCCUUAUUUUGUUUCCCAGCUACUAUAAUAAAAACAAUAACCGCUGCUAUUAAUGUGAGAAUUCACCUUCUACAUUCCCAUAUAAAGUUAUUUCUUAGAGCUAAGCCCCAAAACAUCCUCUGUUGUCACAUCCACCUGCCCCAGCGAGAGGCCGCCUCUCAUUGGCUCAGAGGACAGCCAAUCAACUGGCAGCUCAGCCUUCAGAGGGAAGGCCAUUCAAAUGCUGUGGCUCAUGAGGGCCAGCUCUGCUUGGAGACCCUUGUCACACACACAGCCAGCUAGUCACAACAGUCAGGACUUCAAAAGCAGCCAGUGGCCAAGUGCGAGUGACAGGGAGACGAGAGGAGCUGAGGGUGUUAUACCACAGACGAGAGGACAGCAGAUGGAGACAAAGUUCGGGGGCAGAGUAAAGAGAAAGGGACAAGCACUGCGGUGACAGCCACAGUUUAUGAAAUCUGCAGAGGAGAGACCAAAGAUAAAGAGAAGGAGAGAAAACAGACAAGCACUUUUCUCAUCUUCAGAGCAUGGUGGCAGAGUUCACAUGGAUUUAGUCGACCUCUACCUCCCAGAGUGUUUCACCUACCACUCUGGCACAGAACAUCUCGGCAGGAUGUCAGUGAGGGGCUUGGACCCCACCUGUCCCGCCAUUAUAAAGCGUGAGCCCUCCAGCCCCAGCUCUCAGGGGGACGUCAGCCCGGCCCAGCCCAGCCCUGGAAGCACCUCAUCGGACACAAACUCCAGCUACGGGGCCCUGGUCAAAGGCCACCACAAUCACAGCAAUGGACUGGACUCCCUGGGCCUCUAUGGUCACACGGCGGGGUUGGCCAACAAUGCAGGAGUGAAUAGGAUGUUUGUGGAGGGAGAAAGCCAAGUGAAGUGUGAAUUCAUGCUGGGCUCGGUGGCCAAGCGUGUGUGUCUGGUGUGCGGCGACGUUGCCUCGGGCUACCACUAUGGUGUGGCCUCCUGUGAAGCCUGCAAGGCCUUCUUCAAGAGGACCAUCCAGGGUAACAUCGACUACAGCUGCCCAGCGUCCAAUGAAUGUGAAAUCACCAAGAGAAGGAGGAAAUCUUGCCAGGCCUGUCGAUUCGUGAAAUGUCUGUCUGUGGGCAUGUUGAGAGAAGGUGUGCGUUUGGACCGGGUCCGAGGUGGCAGACAGAAGUACAAGAGGAGAAUAGACGCUGAGAACAGCCCGUAUCUGCACCCACAGAAUGCCUUGCCUCAGAAAAAAACAUUCUUUGUUGGCGGUGUGGUGGAAAACAAAGUGGUGUCCCUGUUGCUGGUGGCCGAGCCAGAGGGCAUCUUCGCCAUGCCGGACCCCACUGUACCUGAGAGCGACAUCAAGGCUCUGACCACACUGUGUGACCUGGCUGACAGGGAGCUGGUGGUCAACAUCGGCUGGGCCAAACACAUCCCAGGCUUCCCCUCCCUCUCUCUGGCCGACCAGAUGAGUCUACUGCAGAGCGGCUGGAUGGAGAUUUUGAUUCUUAGAGUGGUGUUCCGCUCGCUGGCCUUGGAGGACAAGCUGGUGUACGCCGAGGACUACAUCAUGGACGAGGAGCAGUCGAAGCUGGCCGGGCUGCUCGACCUCAACAACGCCAUCCUGCAGCUGGUGAAGAAGUAUAAAACUAUGGGGCUGGAGAAGGAGGAGUUUGUGGUCCUCAAGGCUAUCGCGCUCGCUAAUUCAGACUCCAUGCAAAUUGAGGACUCAGAGGCAGUUCAGAGACUCCAGGAUGUCCUUCACGGGGCCCUCCAGGACCAUGAGGCCACCCACCGCCCCGAGGACCCUCGGCGGGCCGGCAAGCUGAUCAUGACCCUCCCUCUCCUCCGUCAGACGGCUUCUCGUGCCGUCCAGCACUUCUGCAGCAUCAAACAGGACGGCCGCGUGCCCAUGCACAAACUGUUCCUCGAACUGCUGGAGGCCAAGGCCUGACCCGAACACAGACGGCCAUCAGCUUUUGUCCGGACCCCCGAUGCAGGGGGUCAGGAUGACAGGAAGUGAAGGAUAACGGGUAAUGGUGAGGUUUGACACCAUGUAUUUGUCCAUUUCAGCUUUGACAAAAAAAAAAAAAGAAGUUUGAAAUCUCCCGGGAAGUGUGUUCCAGCAGAUGGAGCAUUUUUAGAGCAACAUCUUUUCCUUCUCCCAACAACAGUUUGAGCGGAGCCGUCGAAUUUGCAUUUAGUGUCUUGACGACGAGGACAUUGUCAUCUUUACUGUUUGACACUAAUUUAAGCUCGUUGACCUGCUUUGAACGGUCGAAGGCGGCUGGACAGACAGACAGACAAGACGUCAUUAAAGCAGAAUAAAGCGCCUUCUCGAGAUAUUUACAGUAACAUGCCAAAAGUAGAGCUUCUUCUGUCAAAAGACCACCUGAUACUUGAAUAUCCUCAUGGAUUAUUUCAUCCGUCUUGAAACCUGUUAAUCUGCAUUCUAGUGCAUUUAGAGAGCCUUUUAAUGAUUUCAUUUCGUUUGUCCUUUUUGUAUAGAAAAAGUAAAUGGGUCCUAAGAGGAAAGUCUUGCCAAAGAGUAAAGACUCGAACUAUGAAUACCAGCAUAUGUCCACAAUAAUAUAAUGUGGCCUGUAAGUCAUUCACGUAAACCUGCAUCCCUGUAUGCCCUGUAUGGCAUAACGUAUCUAUCUAUCCACUACAUUCAUAUAUAAAUAAUCAAAGGGAAGCUAUUAAGUGAUCAGCAUCUCACAAAACAAUAACCGGCCUCCUGAUUUUAGUUGCAAAUUUCAGGGAAAGAGUACUUAAUGAUACAUUAUACAAUUGUACGACAGCAAAGUGAUAUUUAUUCAAAAGUGGCUCUGUUCGUUUGCUGUUUUUUAUUUACUAAUGUGGCAUUAAUGAAGAGUAGAUUCAAACAAUUACAGUGGAUAAUCAUUUUUUUAAAGAUUUUUAAAUGAUAUCUUAGUAAGAUCAUUUUUACUAGCUUCUCUGCUACAGCACUGAUGUGUACCAUAUCAUGAAAUUCGAGGCAACAUGAUCAUAAUUGGAGUGCGUACUUAAAGAUCAUAAUGUUGUAGAGCUAUUGUAGACCCGUAGGUAUAACUUUAUGUAAAAUGGCUGCCAUACUGUAUAAUCUGGAUUAGGGAGGCAUUUGAUGUCCUUUCUAUGGUAGAAUGUCUGUGUAGGAUGAAAUUUGUGCACUACUUUUUCCUUUUAGCCAUAAAGUUUGGGGGAACUGGUGAUGGCGCUCUGUUAAUCUGUUAGCGUGUUUUGUGUGAAGAGUAGUUAUAUCUGAAAAUUGUCUUUUUUUCUGCACCCGAUAAAUGAAGGGAUUAAACUCGAAAGGAAGCUCAGUACGAUGAGUAAAAGUCUUUCUCCUUACUUUACUCAAGGUACUGUGACGCUAUAUAAUGUGCAUAUUUUUGUGACAAGAUGAAGGCAGCAAUAUGCCGGUUUAAAUGUAUGUACUGUAUUUUGCUGUAUAUACGUCAUGUCUUAUGCCAACAGAGAUGUUUAAGGAUGCAAAUAAGCUUUGUUUGGAUGAGCCGUGCCGUGUUAUUUCAUUCUCAGGUGGAUUCUUGGGCAAUAAAGAUGAUCCCCUUAAUGCAAAGCUCAUAUCAUCUGAGUGUCAUCUUUCUCAAUAAAGAGGAGAACGCUUGUGAAACAAAUUCAUUAAGAGCUGGUAAGUGAGCACAGUCUAUUCUGCACUGUUUGACAAUGGACUGUCAGUUCCAAGUUAGCACAUUUAUUGCACAUUUAGGCCAUCAGAUCCCAGUUGGAUGGAGAUUUAUAAUUAACAGCUAUAAUGUAAUGAAGUCUAACAGUGGCUCUGGGGAGUGCUGGUCAUCAGAUGCCUGUUGAUGGAAGCAGAGGUGGGCCGACUCAUCGCAUCAUCAUACAAUCAAUACAAUUUAUACCUUAAAAUUAAAAAGUAAUAUUUGGGUCAUGCUUUUGAUUCAAACAACCCUAUUUAGUAUUUAUAAGCAGUAUAUAUAACACUUGAUAAAUGGUUUGAAACACACGAUAAUGUAGUUGUGAGCAGAUACAAGGAUAUUAUUUGCUUCACGUAUUUCGUUGCAUACAUUUUUGUCAACAAAAUAGAGCAAGACUGCUCAUCAACAUAUGUGUGAACAUGUAUGACUCCUCCUGUAGAAUCCUGUAACUGUGUCAUUUUAUAGAAUGAUAUAUUAUUCACAAGCAGGUUUAAAACUGUUUAAAUACAUGCAUGGUCAAAACUCAAAACACUGAGUUGAAAGGUUCGUUCUUGACGUUGAAAAAACAUGCGGUGCACUUCAUAUGAAGGUUAUGUAUGUAUUAUAAGCACAUUCAUAAGAUGUGAUGCGCUUAUAAUAAUGGUAUAAUUCUCUAAACACGUUAGUUUUGUUUGCUCGUUGUUAUAUAUAUUUUUAGAUCAAUUUCUUUAACAAAAGUUGCAUGAAAGCAUUGCAGAAUUAGCAAGCCAGCUAAGUAGUCAUCUGUCCGCUAGUUAGCUCUCUAAUUCCACCAUGCUUUCAUGCUACGUUGGUGACAGCCGGCCAUUCUUUCAUCUUUCUAUUACUUUAGCCUAGAAUCAAUCGCUCUAAUAAUUUAACCUGCAGCAGCCGUGACAGCAGUGGAGGUUAGCAAAAGCCUACGCUAAACUGUUAGCAUUUACUCUUUAUCUCUGAAGCUUUUCGAUAUUGUAGCUCACUAGAGCCUAGAAUCACAGUUUACCAUUUGAAAUGUAUGCAUUACUGAUUCUGUCACCAAACAACAAAGAAAGAGGACAUUUUCAAUAUGUAACUUUGGCCGACUACACUGAGGUGAUUUGUGUUUGCCUCCAGUCUUUCCUCUGUUUUGCCUCCAUCUAACACUGUGAUGUAUUCAUGACAUCUGCUGUAAAAGUGUCCCUAAAACUCUUUAUAGCUGUUUAUUUAUUUACAUGACAACUUGGUGACAAGUGGUGGGCAUGAUGUAUACGAGUACAGCAUUCAUAAUGCUUUACCUCCAUGCCAAAGUGACAUUUUUAAUUAAAUGCUAUACCAUCAUUUUGUUAUGAAUUUUUUGACGACAUACUAUACCAUACAUUUUUGACAGACAAUACUAUGACUUAUUUAAGACAUUUUUCGUCGUACUGUACUAUGAAUUCUUUUGACAUACUAAGAAAAAUACUUUAUUUCUUUUGACUUUUUUUGACUUUUUUCAACUCACUAUAAUAUGAGCUUUUCUAACUUUUUCAACAUACAUUCUUUGACUUUUUUCGAGAUACUAUAGUUUGACUUAUUUUGCCUUCUUUCAACA